CUUACCGCUACAAUAGCCCGACUUCCUUACCGGUACAAUAGUCUUGUGCUACAUCACGUUACUUGCGGCAUCACGCGUCAUUUUUCCUCAGACGAGAUAUCUGAUGGCCCCUUUGCAUCCCGAUGAGGAGGCUUGGCAAUCUUUUCCUCUGGCCAAGCCUGACAGCCAAGUGGCCACGAAGUCAAGUCCCAAGACACUUCCGUUGUACGUCCUGUUACGUAUGGAGCAGUGCAGUUUGCAUGGAGAUGACCGUGAUGCCCGCCCAGCCCCGCCCCAAUACCACCUGCUCCCGCCUGGCGUGCCGCCUCCUUCACCGGAGCCGCCGAGCCAUCCGUCAAUACCCACACCCGCCCAGCCCGUCACCUUCUCCUUCACCUUCCGUCUCUACCACCGCCAGCAUUAACACAGCUGGUGUUAGGGGCUUACAAGGCUACAGGGCUACUUUGUCGGCGGCGACUAGGAGACCCAUGCAGCCACGAGACUGCGUUGGGCCCCGCCAUGGGCAUGAACGAUGGAGGUGGGUGCGAGUGAUCUGGCUAGUGGUGUGCAUGUUGCAUUGGGAUAGUGGGCGUGUUCGUGGCACGUGUCUGCUUUGCCUACGAGAUCUGGAUGACGCUCAGCUGCAUCCGAGGUACCCCCAGCGGCAGCCAGUGCCACUCUCAGUCAGCU
Astrephomene gubernaculifera is the source of this 669-nucleotide messenger RNA. The record is from the annotation of a GenBank genome assembly. Lineage: Eukaryota; Viridiplantae; Chlorophyta; Chlorophyceae; Chlamydomonadales; Astrephomenaceae.